Messenger RNA from Gordionus sp. m RMFG-2023, 3191 nucleotides. Its product is annotated as glutamate receptor 2-like. NCBI's taxonomy places the organism in Eukaryota, Metazoa, Nematomorpha, Gordioida, Chordodea, Parachordodidae. Gene Ontology annotation, biological process: synaptic transmission, glutamatergic; monoatomic ion transport; modulation of chemical synaptic transmission. The record is from RefSeq and is a predicted model, not a curated record. Gene Ontology annotation, cellular component: plasma membrane; postsynaptic density membrane. Gene Ontology annotation, molecular function: glutamate receptor activity; transmitter-gated monoatomic ion channel activity involved in regulation of postsynaptic membrane potential. The transcript is spliced from 15 exons. Bases 67 to 2859 code for a protein of 930 amino acids.
UCAAUUUUUUCGUAAUAAUAUUUUCUUAUAGCAAAAAUAUAACCAUUCUCAUAAAAAAAAUUGUGAAUGUGUUAUAUAUUCCUGUUAAUUCUUAUAUUAUUAAAUAUUCAAUUUUAUUCAUUCAAUAUUCCGUACAAGAUUCCUAUAGGAGCUAUUUUGGAUCAAGAGACCUACAGAAAUGAUGUGAACGCUUUGAAACAUGGUUUGACCAUACACAAUAUGAAAAAGAUCCCUUAUAAAUUUGUGGCUAAAAUACGCAUCAUAAACUCUCAUGAUCCCUAUAAUUUGACUGUAUCAAUAUGCCAAUUACUCAAAGAUGGAGUAUUCAGUGUGCAUAUAGGUCUCCUGAAAUCUCAAAACGCGCUCCAGAUAUUAAGAUCGUUUCAUUCUCAUCUUCACAUACCAUCAUUUGAAUCCAAACUUGAAAUUAGUGGGAGCGAAGACGAUAUUGUAGACAAAGAGGAAAAAACUACCAUCGACAAUACAAAUAAUUUUACCUUUUAUUUGCACCCAUUUUUGUUACCCGCGAUAGCAGACUUGAUUAGAUAUUACAGAUGGGAGCGCUUCAUAUAUUUUUAUGAUGAUGAUGAAGGAUUUGAUCGUUUUCAAAUUCUUACUGAACAUUACCUGCCAAGCAAAUAUUUGGAUCUAUUUCCCGAUCGAAUUUUGGCCUUUAACAAAUCAAAUUUUAUUCUCAAACGGUUAUCGCCAAGCAAUCAACAACAGAUUAAGUUGAUUUUAAGAGAUAUUAUUAUGGAAAGUUCAACUAAACAGUUUAUAAUUUUGGAUUACCCGUACCAUUCGUUAAAGAUUAUUCUGCACAAAUUUAUGCAAAUGGGCAUGACCAAAGGAAGAUAUCAUUAUAUCCUGAUGAACAUGGACAUCGAAGUGUUAGAUUUGUCCGAAUUUAUAGGAGCGGGAGCAAACAUUUCUGGCUUUACGUAUUAUGUUGACAAUAAAAACGUAAAAAAAGACGAUAUCUCAACAAGUGCCGAAGUAUUUAAAAUAUUGGACAAAAGGAAACCCAAAAAUUAUACGAUGACCGGACAAGCUGCUGCAUUAAUCGAUGGGGUGUUCACAUUAUCGGGGGGUAUCAAACGAUUACUCCAUAAGAGUCCCAAUAUUUUUGGAGAUGUCUUUAAAAGAGGACAAAUUUUCAACAAUGGUUCAAGAGGGGUAGUAUGUUUGGAUGUCAAUGACUGGAGCAAUAGCCACAUUCAUAAUAUCAUAAAUCCUUGGUUGUACGGCUCAAUGAUAUCCGAGGAAAUCAAGAAACUAAAUAUUCAUGGUAUCUCAGGAAAUAUAUCUUUGGAUCAAAACGGAAGAAGAAAUAAAUAUCAACUGAGUCUUAUCGAAAUGACAAUCAACAGAGGUCUAACAAAAGUUGGAACUUGGAAUGCCAUAGAUGGAAUAAAAUUUCAAUAUCCUAAAUUUAAUCGAUACACUGGUAACGUCACAUAUAACAAUCGCACUAGGAUUAUCACCUCUAUAUUUGAAGAUCCAUAUUUUAUGACAAAAGUUCCCAGGAAAGGAGAAAUAUUGAGAGGUAACGAUAAAUACGAAGGUUUCUGUUUGGAAUUAGCAGAUAUGAUCGCAAAAAUGGUGGGCUUUGAUUAUAUUAUAAGACCGGUCAAAGACGGAAAAUAUGGGGCCAUCGAUGAAAACAAUCAAUGGAACGGAGUUGUCGGAGAAUUAAUUAGACAAGAAGCCGACUUAGCAGUGGCACCCUUGACAAUUACCUCCGCCAGAGAGAGGGUCAUAGAUUUUUCAAAACCCUUUAUGGAUUUGGGCAUUAGUAUAAUGGUAAAAAAGCCAACUCAACAUGUGACAGGAAUAUUUUCGUUUUUGAAUCCUUUAUCCAACUCGAUAUGGACUUGUAUAAUACUUGGUUAUGUUAGUGUAAGCGUAGUCAUGUAUUUGGUAAGUCGAUUUAAUCCCGACGAAUGGAAAUUGCAAGACAAUGUGUUUACAAACGAUUUUACAUUAUCCAACUGUUUUUGGUUCGUGCUAGGUGCUUUCAUGCAACAAGGUUGUGAUAUCAAUCCAAGAUCAUUAUCAGGAAGAUCCACGGCCAGCGUGUGGUGGUUUUUUACCUUAAUUAUGAUAUCGAGUUACACCGCGAACCUAGCUGCGUUUUUAACAGUAGAAAGGAUGAACUCACCCAUCAAUAACGUCGAUGAUUUAUCUAAACAAACAGAAAUAAAAUAUGGAACUUUGGAUGCGGGAUCGACUAAAGCUUUUUUCCAUACUUCUAAAGUUUCGGUAUAUGAAAAAAUGUGGCAAUUCAUGAGUACCCAAAAACCUUCCGUAUUUGUUAAAAUUACUCAAGAAGGGAUAGAUAAAGUGAGAAAGUCCAAAGGUAAAUAUGCCUAUCUAUUGGAAUCAACUACGAACGAUUACACAAACAACAGAAAACCAUGUGACACUAUAAAAGUCGGAGAUAACUUAGACUCCAAAGGUUAUGGAGUUGCUACACCUUUGGAUUCCGAUUUGAGGGAGGCGAUAACAUUUGCAGUCCUGAAACUUAGGGAGGAUGGUGACCUUCAAAAAUUAAAAAAUAAAUGGUGGUAUGACAAAGGAGAGUGCGGACCUAACACAGGAACAUCAGAUAUAGCUAAAAAUGAAUUGACUCUAAGUAAUGUGGCAGGAAUUUUUUACAUAUUAAUAGGAGGAUUAUGCAUAUCUUUGAUAAUGGCAAUUUUGGAAUUUGUGUUCCGUUCCAGGUCCCUUAUAAAACAAAACGAGGCUAAAAGACCGAUGAUGAAAGAUCUGGUGGGAAAAAUGGAUCCCUCAUUUACUUCUACAGAAGCGAGCAGUACAAAAAGUAAUAAAAAAAAUUGGUUCAAGAUCCAAGUUUAAAUUGGUCAUCCGUUAAUAGAAAUCUAUGAUGCAAAAUUCAAUUCUUUAGUUUUUAUUAUUAUUAAUAUAUUAUUUGCAAGUCACUUUUUAUAUCUAAAAGAUUUGACUUUUACUCCUUGUUUUAACUCUUGAGUAAGGAUAAAUAUAUCUAACGAGAGUGGUUGAAUGAAUCAUAGCUCGCUCUCAUUUUAAAAAUAUUAUAUCUCGCUCAAAUUUUUAUACUGCGCUUUGAUAUUAUAGACAUUUUUACUAAUGUUAACCUUAAAUUAAUCAUAAGUAUAAAAAUUUUGAAGAUUUAAUAUUAAAUAAAAAAAAAUUAUGAGAAUUUUUGU